AUGGCAGCAAAAGUCGCGACCCACUGGAUGCAAGCCUCCGUGGUCAUCUUUUUCUGCCUAGCUGAAGCCCAGCCUGCUUCAGCAGCCUCGGAGACUGUCAGAAAUUAUUAUGACACCCUCAAUGUUGAGCGAACAGCAACAGACAGCCAGAUUAAAAAGUCUUUCCGUAGACUGGCUGUGAGGUACCACCCUGAUAAAAACAAAAGCGCCGAUGCAGAGACGACAUUCAGAGAGAUUGCCGAAGCCUACUCGGUGCUCUCUGACAAGGAGAAAAGGAGGUUGUAUGACCAUAUGGGCCACGAAGCUUUCCUACAAAAAGAGGCCUCUGUUGACCCUGACGAUGAGGAUGAGACAAGCUUCCCCUUUAGCUUCUCAGACUUCUUCCGGGACUUUGAUGAUGAUCCCUUUGUGGAAGAGCCACACUUCCACUGGAGCGUUCUUCAGGAGGAGGAGUAUUUUACCAGUUUUGAGGGGCCUAACUUCAGCUUUAGUUUUGAAUAUGAAGAUGAAAAUGAGGAGGAGACCUACUAUUAAAAAUUCAAAAUGAUUUUCUUGUACUGAAUUUGCUUUUUUUUUAUUGAUAAUAAAGUGUAUUUAUCAACUUGUA
Messenger RNA from Melanotaenia boesemani (Boeseman's rainbowfish), 607 nucleotides. Its product is annotated as dnaJ homolog subfamily B member 9-like. The coding region runs from base 1 to 534 and encodes 177 amino acids. Gene Ontology annotation, molecular function: misfolded protein binding; protein-folding chaperone binding. The record is from RefSeq and is a predicted model, not a curated record. The transcript has 2 exons. NCBI's taxonomy places the organism in Eukaryota, Metazoa, Chordata, Actinopteri, Atheriniformes, Melanotaeniidae. Gene Ontology annotation, cellular component: endoplasmic reticulum.